GCUUGGAACCAAUUUCCAUGGGGUACUUAUCUCUGGCCGAACACAUAUACAAAUGUUUACAAUCUAAACCAACGGUACCAGCCAGAAAACAAGGGUUUUUCCUUACCCGGCUGCGUUUGGCCAUUCAAGUUUUGGAUUUUAGAAAGUUUUCCUGAAUUCAAAUCUCGGGAUGGAUUUUAUAUCGCUCCAAAAAGUCCGAGAUUUUUGAGUUGGGCCGCAGGAAAGAGGCUAGCAUGGAAUUCUAUGAAUCGGAUUAUUCAAGAUUCGACAAUGAUUGAUGAAUAUUUUCCAAGCUGUGAUUUAGUUCCCACCAGCGAAGAGUCAGAUACCAUAUGGUUCGGCUCGAGUUUGCAAUACAUAGUCAGUUUUGGUUUAAUGAAACCAGCCUCAGAAAAAAUGCAACCGUCUUUUGAACGACAUGUGUUUGAAAAUAUGAAGGUAGAUGGUGGAGACAAUGAUUGUUUAGAGGGUUUUGAUGGCAAGGUUGAUGGAGGCAACGAUGGAGGCAAUGAUUGUUUUCAUGGCAAGGUCGAAGGGUUUUCUUGUUCGGAAGGUCAUUAUAACUUGAAUGCAUCCACACAUUCAAGAAAAAAAAGAAGUGGAAAACCGCUCGGUGGGUGUAAUCUUGAUGAUGAAACACAAAAUUUUUUGAUAGAACAAUUUCAAAAGCUUCUAGACGAUCGGUUUGAGGAAAACUACCAGAGGUUGGCUAAGCUAGUGAAGCCGGAGUCGACAAUUUCUAAGGGAGCAGAUAGAGCAUCUAACGCUACUGAAAGGGUUGAUGCGGUCUCGUGUGGUGUAAAUGACAAUUGUAGCGAUUAUCAUGUGAAGACCGACAAGUUGCAUCCAAGUAGUGAAAAACAGAUAGAGGACAUUGAAGUGGCCGAGACUAGAAAAUCCGAUAGGUUAUCAAAGCCGAGCUCCUGGUUGCUCUCACCUUUCGUUGUGAUGAACAAAGUGGCGGGUAGGAAAAACCGGAAAGAAGUUAAAGAAGUUCCGCCGAAAAAAAAAAUAAAACAAAUAAAGGAGUGGGCCGAAAAGGAGCAAGCAACAAUUGAAAAAGGUGAGUCGAGGGUUCGAAAACUUGGCCUUACAAUUGAGACAGAAGUUGGCCCCGACUUUUGGCUUUGUUUGCUAGGCGUACAGCGGAGCGGUUGGUUAGACGACGAUGUAAGAACCAACUUUGUUACGUAAAAUAACAUUUAUAUUCUAAUUUGUAUUAUAUUAACACUCUAUUGUUUUACAGCACAUCUAUGCUUGCAUGAUAGACUUGUAUAACUCGAGACAGAAAACCGACCGUUGGUGUAUUUUACCACCUCAUUUCCAAUGGUCUCUUUUUUACUCAGGGACGAAUAAUGUUUUUAAGUAUUAUUUUGAUGGAUCAUUGGAGCCCUUAACACGAAUUGACCAAGUU
Helianthus annuus (common sunflower) is the source of this 1414-nucleotide messenger RNA. RefSeq lists its product as uncharacterized. Bases 244 to 1194 code for a protein of 316 amino acids. NCBI's taxonomy places the organism in Eukaryota, Viridiplantae, Streptophyta, Magnoliopsida, Asterales, Asteraceae. The transcript is spliced from 6 exons. The record is from RefSeq and is a predicted model, not a curated record.